AUGGACGUCUUUGGCGAUGAUGCCUUCAACGUCCCCGACUCGACCGACUGGCUGGGCACGCCCCUCGCAUGCCUGAUGCCCGUCGAACAGGCUUUCCGCUGUCACGUAUGCAAGGACUUUUACGACUCUCCCAUGCUCACAUCCUGCAAUCACACCUUUUGCUCAUUGUGCAUCCGAAGAUGUCUGUCCGUCGACAGCAAGUGUCCGCUAUGUCGCGCCACCGACCAGGAAUCCAAGCUCAGAGGCAACUGGGCUUUGCGCGAAGCCGUAGAAGCCUUCAAGAACUCCCGUAAAGUCCUUCUCGAGUUUGCUAGGACACCACCGACCAUUCAGGCGAUACUGCCAGACCAAGCAGGCCCCAGUUCGCCAUCAAAACGAAAGGCGACCGAAUUGGAGGGGCCGAAAGAAGAGGACCCAGAAACCAAGAGGCCAAGGAGGUCAACCAGAUCAACAAGAGCCCGGGCCGCCGAGUUGACAGCAGCAAUACUACAAGAAGAGCAAGACACCACACCUUCAGCCGACCCAGAUUACGUUGACCAACCACCCGACGACGGCCUAGUAGCCUGCCCCAUCUGCCUCACCCGCAUGAAAGAACAGCAAGUUGAUCGCCACCUCGACACCUCUUGUCCCGGUUCUCCUCAGGCCGCAUCCAAACGACGACCGAUCCCCGCUCAAACAUCACAGCCAUCAACCUUUCCAUCCUUCAACAGCCGCCUCACAUCUCAGACCAGCAUCGCCAACCAAAACCAAAAACCACCCGAACGACUCCCCGCCCUAGCCUACUCCAUGCUGCGCGACACCGCCCUGCGCAAGAAACUCUCCGAACUCGGCCUCUCCACCCACGGUUCUCGCCAGCUCUUGGAGAAGCGCCACAAGGAGUGGAUCACGCUUUGGAACGCCAACUGCGACUCUUCGCGACCCAAAAAGCGGUCCGAAUUACUUCGCGAUCUAGACGAAUGGGAACGGACAGUAGGGAAUCCCGGCACAGCAGCAGGAGGAGGAGGAGGGCAGCAGGGACUCGGACUUGUGGCGAGGGCGCAAGCUACGGGAGCGCAGAUCAAGGACAAGGAGUUCGAUGGCAAAGCUUGGGCAACUCGGUAUGGAGGGAGUUUUGGGGAUUUGAUCAAGCAGGCCAGGAAGGGGAUUAAGAGGCAGACUUUGGAUGGGAAUGGGGAGAAGGCGGAUACUAAGGGUGAGGGUGGGGAUGGGAAGGAGGAUAUUACCCCAGCUGAACUUCCAACAUUACAAGCGAGAGAGGGGGAAAGCAGUGCAGCGCCAACACCGAUGGAUAUUGUCCCGCCAUCAAGUCCACCACGACUGGGGAAAGUGGAUGACGCGGGUGCAGAACACGACGGGCAAGCCCAUGGAAAGGAUGCUAUAGCAGAGGAUACCGCCAUGGGGGAACAAGUCAUUCCCGGGACACCAGACAAGGAACGGUGGGAGACGUCACAGCAGCCACCAAUACCUGGGGAUGACUAACUUGAGUUGAUGAAGAACUGACAUGCUAAGGUCGAUGAAUAUAUCAUGACACUC
Molecule: messenger RNA, 1533 nt
Organism: Neurospora tetrasperma FGSC 2508
Lineage: Eukaryota; Fungi; Ascomycota; Sordariomycetes; Sordariales; Sordariaceae
Product: uvs-2 protein
Exons: 2
Coding region: 1-1479 (492 amino acids)
Biological process (GO): protein monoubiquitination; DNA damage tolerance
Cellular component (GO): Rad6-Rad18 complex; nucleus
Molecular function (GO): single-stranded DNA binding; ubiquitin protein ligase activity
Source: RefSeq, a predicted model, not a curated record